CUUACAAGUGUGAGAACUUUUCUUUUCGUUUUAAGUGACGUGUACGCGUGUGCUUUCGUAUUUGGUGUGUUGAAUAUUUGUAGGAGUGGAGCAUUGCUUCGCACACAUUGUUCACUCUCUAAGUUCCUGCGCAUCGUGCAAACCAAAUUGAGGUGCUGAAAGAUGGCGAAGUCAGGAGGAGGCGCGGCAAGUAUCAACGAUAGCAUUGCCCCAUUUUGGAAACUAUGUGUUCAGGUUCCAGCAUAUUCAUUUCAAUCGAGGUGAAAGCACGCAGAGUUAGUCUCGCCUUGGUCACUGCCAUUGCCAAAGAACCGCGGUAUACCGUUUCUGAUCACCUUCUAGGCAACUAUAGCAAUUUAAGAAUCUGCCAAAUGUUGACUUUUGGGCAAUCAUGCUCACCUGAUUCAUCACAUACGGUACGCCUGGCAGUGAAACUCUUCAAGGCUGAAAAGUAUGCAAAAUUGCGAUGAUUCCUGGCGUCGUAAUAAGCAUGGCCAAUGAUCACAAUUUUCGUCGGCAGUAAGGUUGAUCAUGAUCUGCAUUGAUUGCGUAGCGCAGACUACGUAAUCAUCGCCUCGGUGACCGAAGGCAGCAGUACUUAUGUAUUUGGAACAUCCGUCAUCUACACGAUGGUGGUAUCAUCUAGCUGACUUCUAACUUCAUCAUACUAAGCGUCGCAAUCAUUCACCAGAUCAUUUCAAACAUCUGCCAAGUUGAAAUUAUUGAAAUCAGGCACCCAGUGCGUGGAAACCAAUCAAUCAAAGCCCUCGAGCCUUUGAGAUGCCUCUCACCGAAAGAACUUGUUUUGUUGAUGUACAAAUGCACGCACGUUGUCAAUAAAAUUCCAAAACUUGGAAUUCAAUUAUUCUCUGCAUGUUCGUCAAAUCAAGAUUCAUAUUGAUCUUAUGCGGCGGCUGCCUAAGUGCAUUUAUUCGUGGGGCUUACCCUCCAGCGAUGUAAGAAGGAUGAACAUGCAACUUCACAUCAUAUGAUAUGAUUCCCCUUGCAUUUUGAAAAUGUAGUUCUCAAUCAGAUUUGUUCCUUAGUUUUGAAAUCAACAUUUUGCCAACUUAAUUCUCCUCUUGCGAUAAAUUCAUGCCUUCUUAGUAGUCACACUGCAGUUUGCACAAGACCUGACAUAUCAAGAAAACAUCUAUUACACGAUGCUUCCACUCGUUCUAAAGUAAUUAUCAGACAAUCACAAUGGAUCCAUAUCAAUGAUAGAUGGCAUGUAUUCCACUCACAUCACCACCAAAUCCUCAUCAAAAACCAUGCUUACAUCUCACUCCGCCCUGAAGUCCCGUUUACGCCGCUGCUGCUGUGCAAUCGUCCUCUCCAACAUCGGCGCCGCAUACGGCAUAACCAAAAGUAGCAUCGGAAUCUCUGCAGUCAUACACCCACCAAUCUCCAUCCUGAUUACCUCCACCCUCGUCGCUCCCUCCGCUCUACACACAAAUUUCCUCCAUCUCGCCGCGGAUCUCUCCGUCAGACUCAGCUGUCUCGCUUCUGGCUUUAGCAGUGAGGUGAUUGGCGACGCGGGAGUAAGAGGCGCGGCAAUGCAACCGAAGAUGUUUAUCGGGAUGGCGUUGGUGUUGAUUUUUGCGGAGAUAUUGGAUGAGCCUCUACGGAUUAAUCAUCGCCCUACUCAUGAUCACGCAAGCAACAGUCGGUGCUACGCACUAUAA
This is a messenger RNA of Botrytis deweyae, 1685 nucleotides long. RefSeq lists its product as uncharacterized. Bases 1218 to 1685 code for a protein of 155 amino acids. Gene Ontology annotation, molecular function: proton-transporting ATPase activity, rotational mechanism. The transcript is spliced from 5 exons. The record is from RefSeq and is a predicted model, not a curated record. Gene Ontology annotation, biological process: proton transmembrane transport. Gene Ontology annotation, cellular component: proton-transporting V-type ATPase, V0 domain. Lineage: Eukaryota; Fungi; Ascomycota; Leotiomycetes; Helotiales; Sclerotiniaceae.